AUGGACAAAGUGUCGUGUAGCAAGAAAGUACCAUCUUUCCCAAGCUUUGUUGAUGUUCCAGGUCCUUGCGAGCCCGAGGAUCUCAUCGAUGGCAUCAUCUUCGCAGCCAAUUACUUGGGUUCUACCCAAUUGCUCUCCGAACGCAACCCUUCCAAAAACAUCCGGAUGAUGCAAGCCCAGGAGGCAGUGAGCCGUGUCAAGAGGAUGCAAAAGGCAGCUAAAAUCAAGAAAAAAGCGACUUCUGAAGGAGAUGUCCAUGCUUUGACAGAGGUGGACCUGUUCAUCUCCACCCAGAGAAUUAAAGUUCUUAAUGCAGACACCCAGGAAACCAUGAUGGACCAUGCGCUGCGCACCAUCUCGUACAUUGCUGACAUUGGCAACAUCGUGGUCUUGAUGGCUCGCCGUCGAAUGCCCCGGUCAGCAUCCCAGGAUUGCAUCGAGACGACCCCCGGGGUGCAAGAAGGGAAGAAACAGUAUAAGAUGAUCUGCCACGUUUUUGAAUCUGAGGAUGCCCAGCUGAUCGCUCAAUCAAUCGGACAAGCUUUCAGCGUGGCCUAUCAGGAAUUUCUCCGGGCCAACGGCAUCAACCCCGAAGAUCUGAGUCAGAAAGAAUACAGCGACAUCAUCAACACCCAGGAAAUGUAUAACGAUGACUUGAUUCACUUCUCCAACUCAGAGAACUGCAAAGAGCUGCAGAUCGCCAAACACAAGGGGGAGAUCCUUGGUGUGGUGGUUGUGGAGUCUGGCUGGGGGUCCAUUUUGCCCACGGUCAUCCUGGCUAAUAUGAUGAAUGGAGGGCCGGCAGCUCGUUCCGGAAAGCUCAGCAUCGGAGACCAGAUUAUGUCCAUUAAUGGGACCAGUCUAGUUGGCCUUCCUUUAGCAACCUGCCAAGGAAUCAUUAAGGGUCUUAAGAAUCAGACACAAGUGAAAUUGAACAUUGUCAGUUGCCCUCCGGUCACCACUGUCCUAAUCAAGCGCCCGGAUCUGAAAUACCAGCUGGGUUUCAGUGUACAGAAUGGAAUUAUCUGCAGCUUGAUGCGAGGUGGGAUUGCAGAGAGAGGCGGGGUCCGGGUAGGGCAUCGCAUUAUCGAGAUCAACGGUCAAAGUGUCGUCGCUACAGCGCAUGAGAAGAUUGUCCAAGCUUUGUCCAACUCCGUAGGAGAGAUCCACAUGAAGACAAUGCCUGCUGCCAUGUUCCGGCUGCUCACCGGUCAAGAAACUCCACUCUACAUCUAAAAGAGAAACUCAACUUCUCCUCCAGCAAACCAUAUCCUGCUGCCUAAGCUUCAACUUCCAGAGAAAUGUUGUAUUUUGUAGGAAACGGGCACGAUUUGAACCCAAAACUGGAUAUGCUGGACACUCAAUGGAUCCAGUUCCUUUGCCUUUUUUUUUCUGUUGGGUUUGUUUCUUAGUUGAGCUCUCUCUCUCCUUUGAAAACCUUGCCAAAAGAGGAUGGCAAAUAAC
Molecule: messenger RNA, 1464 nt
Organism: Pseudonaja textilis
Lineage: Eukaryota; Metazoa; Chordata; Lepidosauria; Squamata; Elapidae
Source: RefSeq, a predicted model, not a curated record